ACUUUUAUUUUUAAAUGUAUGCUCUGACUCGUGAACUGCUUCUAAGUAUCUCCGGCGGUGCUGUAGCGCCCCCAGCGGUGAAACAGGAGCGGUGUCUUCACGUAGGGCGUGAUAGCGCGGCCCCUCCCCCUCCACAGACGAUCUGGAAAAGAAAAAAACUUUUUUGUAUCGAAGGAAUCAACAGCCGCCAUCUUGUCGUGGCUCGGAAUUGGGAUUUCGGUCCAACACUGGUUUUUACGUAGAAAAUCGAGCGUCCUUACCGCGAUAUGACAACGUCCUUCCCCAGAAAACGAAAUCUUAACAUCGCCUCGGAGACAUUUUGUGCGAAAAAACGGGACUAGGAUCGGUGGUCGUCGGGCAAAACCCGCUCCGUAUAUCUGGUUUCCCCUUCAGCGGCGAUUCAGCCCCUGACGACGCUCAGCAGCGGUCUUGUUUACCGUGUGGGCAAGCGGAGACCGGAGCGUGACUUUCGAGACGAUUUGCAAAAAUACUGCAUUUUUAUGCAAUUGUGCAUUUUUGUGGAGCUUCGCGGGAAUUUUUGCAUGAAGAAAUUUGACGUCACUCAAAAUGGGCACUUUGAACAUAUAGAAAUUACGACAUUUCCCCCGGAGCGCAGCAGUCCGCCUGCUUUUAUUACACUUGCAUUUUGAAUUUCGAUUUUUUUUUUCAUGGGGGAUAUUUUAUUUCGGGGUAUUCAACGAUAAUAAUGUGGGUGUUGGGUGUUGGAUUAUCAUGGGGUGAAUGGCGGUGGCGAAGCGGGGCGCUAUUGCAUCUCUUUUGAAGAAGACACUCGCAGAGGAGCAGCUAACGCUAACAGGUAAUCUAGCUGCUAGCAGGCAAUUAGCUAACGUUAGCUAUUAGCCACUUAGCUAACGUUAGCAGGCUGCUAAUGUGUUAACCGGGAAGGUAAACAAGUUACCAGACAGAAAGUAAUCAUAAUCAUCAACUAAAGCAAAACUAUCCGGACAAGAGAACAACCAUGGCUGAAAACCUGCUGGACGUCGGACCUCCCAACUCUAAGCGGCCGAAGCUGACUUCACCUGCCCUGUCAGCGUCUGAUGGACCAGAUUUGGGAUCUCUGUCCUGGGAUGAUUUGGAGAAUGACCUUCCAGAUGAGUUGAUCCCUAAUGGAGGAGAUCUGGGCCUGAUGGGUGGGAUGCCUUCAAACGUCGGAGCAGCACCUGGAGCCGGUGGGCCCGGUGGCGUCCCUGUCGUACCGGAUGCAGCCGCCAAGCACAAGCAGCUCUCGGAGCUCCUUCGAGCCGGCAGCACCUCCGGUAUCGCAGGCGCCGGGCUGAACUCGACUAGCCCUCAGGCAGGCGGUUUGGGGCCUCAGCUGGUGGGGACACCACUGAGAAAGAGUCCCCUCGGCCAGGGCUCCCCCAACAACCACCCGUCCCCCCAGGCCCAAAAGGCGGGAACGCCGACUGGAAUAGCGGGACAGAACAACAACAAUACUGCAACAAUGGGCUUGAACACGGCGGGCUUCAACCAGGCCAUGAUUAACAAUAGCCAGGGCCAUGCCGGGCAGGUGAUGAAUGGUGGCCUUGCACCUGAAGCUGGGAGAGGACGGGGAGCAGGGGCGGCGGGCAUGCAGUACCAGGGGCCGACGAUGCAGGGGGCCGCUCCGGGACCAGGAGGAGCAGGGAGUGCGUUGGCAGAAACACUCGCCCAGGGGGGGCAGCAUAUCAGUGCAGCCCAGCAGGCGGGCAACAUGAACAAGCAGCAGGCGGCGAUGCUCCCGCUGGCCGGUGUGGCGGUGUCUUCGGCCGUACCCACAGCCGACCCGGAGAAGCGCAAGCUGAUCCAGCAGCAGCUGGUCCUGCUGCUUCACGCGCACAAGUGCCAGCGGCGGGAGCAGGCCAACGGGGAGGUGAGAGCCUGCGCCCUGCCUCACUGCCGCACCAUGAAGAACGUCCUCAACCACAUGACCCACUGCCAGGCCGGCAAGUCCUGCCAGGUGGCUCACUGUGCGUCGUCCAGACAGAUCAUCUCCCACUGGAAAAAUUGCACACGACACGACUGUCCCGUCUGCCUGCCGCUGAAGAACGCCAGCGACAAGCGCGCCCAGCAACCCAUGUUGAGCUCCCCCAGUACGGGCCUCCAGAACCCCAUGUCCUCAGUUGGUGUGGGCCAGCCCAGUGCUCCCACCAUCAAUACCUCAACCCCCAUAGACCCCAGCUCCAUGCAGAGAGCCUACGAGGCACUUGGGCUGCCUUACAGCAGCCAGACCACUGGGCGGGCCCCGGGAGGCCCCGGACAGACGGCAGGCGCACAGAAUGCCCAGCAACAGCUUCCGCAGUUGAGAUCCAUCAAUGCACUUGGUAACCAGAUGACUCUUGGAGGUGCAGCACUGUCCGUGACCACUUCAGAACAGACGAACCUGCACACAGACUCCCUUCCCAACACACUCAACACUAACAAUCAGCUGCUGUCAGACGGGUCAGCUAUGGGCUCAUUGGGCAGCCUGCCCACAGCAGCACCCAUCUCUGCCACAGGCACCAGGAAAUCGUGGCAUGAGCAUGUCACUCAGGACCUGCGCAAUCACCUCGUACACAAACUAGUACAAGCCAUAUUCCCUACCCCCGACCCGGCAGCUUUGAAGGACAGACGGAUGGAGAACUUGGUGGCCUACGCCAGAAAAGUGGAGGGGGACAUGUACGAGUCAGCUAACAGCCGGGAUGAGUACUAUCACUUCCUGGCUGAGAAAAUCUAUAAAAUCCAAAAGGAACUGGAGGAGAAGAGGCGCUCAAGGCUGCAGAAGCAAAUCAUCAACCAGGCACCUCUGGCCACCCAGGGGAGCCAGCAGCCCGGCCUCCCCCAGCCCAGUGCCUUUGGCCCAAGGCCACAGAAUGGACCUGUUCCUCUGCCCAACAUGCCAAAUCAGAUCAUGAAUCGCAUGCAGGUGUCACAAGGAAUCAACCAGUUCAACCACAUGGCUCUGCCCAACGCCCAAAUAUCCCAGACACCGAUGGGAGCCCGCGCUGCCUCACCCAUGAACCACCCACAGCAAAUGAACAUGAGCUCCGUCCCAGCGAUGGGCAUGUCUCCCUCCAGGAUGCCCCAGGCCCAGGGCUUGAUAGCCGGACAUGGCGGUGGCAACAUGGUAGGCCAGACGGCCAGCCAGGGACAGUUUCUGGCUCAGACCCAGUUCCCUCCGGGAUCAACAACAGCCGCUGCAACGGGGGCCAUGACUGUCACUGUGGGGCCCGGUAUAGGCCAACCACCUGCACAGGCUGCCGUCACCCAGCAACAGCAGCAACAACAACAACAGAGCGCUAACCUCCCCAUGAAUGCACUUGGCCCCUUGCUGGGCCCUCAGCUAUCCUCCUCCCAAUCCCCCUUGCACACCACACCUCCUCCUGCUGCCUCCUCUGCCUCCACGGCCGGGGGGGUCACUAACCUGCCGCACCCCCAGCCCUCUAGCCGCAGCUCCACCCCCACCCUCCCUGGCCCCGCCCAGGGUGCCACCCCGCCCCGCCCCACCCAGCCCCAACCCCAGGUGGAACUCCCUGCAGCAGCACAGACGCAGCAGCCCCCACCUCAGCCCCCUACCACGCCGCUGUCUCAACCAGGGGCCGGUCUGGAAAACCGGGUGCCCACGCCAGCCUCGGCUGCCAGUGCCGACCUGCACUCGCAGCACGUCGGAGCAGACCUGCCUGUCCAGGAGGUCAAAGCUGAGGCACACCAUGACCAACAAGAGUUUAAGGCCGCUGGCGGCAAAACUGAGCCCAAGAUGGAGACUGAGGAAGACUCUGCUUCAACGGUGGUUAAGAAGGAGGAGCCAGAGGAGAAGCUGGAGCCCAUGGAGGUGGAGGAGAAAAAAACGGAAAUGAAGACAGAACCCAAAGAAGAGGAAGAGGGUGGAGCCAACAGCACGGCCUCUUCAUCCCCCUCUCAGUCACGGAGGAAAAUCUUUAAGCCCGAGGAGUUACGCCAGGCUCUGAUGCCGACUCUGGAGUCUCUCUACAGGCAGGACCCCGAGUCACUGCCCUUCAGACAACCAGUAGACCCUAUGCAUCUGGGCAUCCCUGACUACUUUGACAUUGUUAAGAACCCAAUAGACCUGUCCACAAUAAAGCGUAAGCUUGACACAGGCCAAUACCAGGAGCCCUGGCAAUACGUUGACGAUGUCUGGGUGAUGUUCAACAACGCCUGGCUCUACAACCGCAAGACGUCCCGCGUCUACAAGUACUGCUCCAAGCUGGCGGAGGUGUUUGAGUCAGAGAUCGACCCCGUCAUGCAGGGCCUGGGAUACUGCUGCGGGAGGAAGUACGAGUUCUCCCCUCAAACCCUCUGUUGCUAUGGCAAGCAGCUCUGCACCAUACCUACUGGAGGCACAUACUACAGCUACCAGAACAGGUAUCAUUUCUGUGAGAAGUGCUUCAAUGAGAUCCAAGGGGAGAGCGUGACGUUGGGGGAUGAUCCUGCACAGCCACAGACGAUGAUAUCAAAGGACCAGUUUGAACGGAAGAAGAACGACGUACUCGACUCUGAACCGUUUGUUGAAUGUAAAGAUUGUGGACGGAAGAUGCACCAGAUAUGCGUCUUGCACUACGAUGUCAUUUGGCCAUCUGGAUUCAUCUGUGAAAAUUGUUUAAAGAAGAGUGCAAAAACGCGAAAGGAAAACAAGUUCUCUGCAAAACGGCUGCAGUCCACACGGUUGGGAAUGUACAUAGAGGACCGUGUGAAUAAAUACUUGAAGAGACAGAACCACCCGGAGGCCGGAGAGGUGUUUGUGCGAGUGGUGGCGAGCUCUGACAAAACGGUGGAAGUAAAACCAGGCAUGAAAUCCAGGUUUGUCGACACGGGGGAAAUGCCCGAGACCUUUCCCUACAGAACCAAAGCACUUUUCGCCUUUGAGGAGAUUGACGGCGUGGAUGUGUGCUUCUUUGGCAUGCACGUGCAGGAGUACGGCUCCGAGUGCUCAUUCCCCAACACUAGACGGGUCUACAUAUCCUACCUUGACAGUAUUCACUUCUUCAGACCUCGGAUUCUACGGACAGCAGUGUACCACGAGAUCCUCAUCGGCUAUCUAGAAUAUGUCAAGAAACUCGGCUAUGCCCAGGGCCACAUCUGGGCGUGUCCACCCAGUGAGGGAGAUGACUACAUCUUCCACUGUCAUCCUCUUGACCAGAAGAUCCCAAAGCCCAAGAGGCUGCAAGAGUGGUACAGGAAGAUGCUGGACAAGGCCUUUGCAGAGAGGAUUCUGCAUGACUACAAGGACAUCUGCAAACAGGCGACAGAGGACCGCCUGACCAGCGCCAAUGAGCUGCCGUACUUCGAAGGCGACUUCUGGCCCAACGUGCUGGAGGAGAGCAUUAAGGAGCUGCAGCAGGAGGCGGAGGAGAGGAAGAAGGAGGAGAACACAACUGCUUCUGAAACCCCUGAGGGUACGCCAAGUGACAGCAAAAACGCUAAAAAGAAGAACAACAAGAAGACCAGUAAAAAUAAGGGCAGCGUAAGCCGAGCCAAUAAGAAGAAACCUGGGAUGCCGAAUGUAGCCAAUGAUCUGUCCCAGAAGCUCUACGCCAGCAUGGAGAAACACAAAGAGGUGUUCUUUGUGAUCCACCUCCACUCUGCUCCCAUGGCCAACACCCUGCCUCCCAUCGUUGACCCUGACCCCAUGCUCUCUUGUGACCUGAUGGAUGGCCGCGAUGCCUUCCUGACUCUGGCCAGGGACAAACACUGGGAGUUCAGCUCCCUCAGGAGGUGCAAGUGGAGCAGCAUGUGCAUGCUGGUUGAGCUGCACAACCAGGGACAGGACCGCUUUGUCUACACUUGCAACGAGUGCAAGCACCAUGUAGAGACGCGCUGGCACUGCACUGUGUGCGAGGACUUUGAUCUGUGCAUUAAUUGUUACAACGUGAGGGGCCACGAGCACCAGAUGGUGAAGUGGGGCCUUGGCCUGGACGACGACAGCAGCGGCCAGAGCGGAGAGGCCUCCAAGAGCCCGCAGGAGAGCCGGCGCUUAAGUAUCCAACGCUGCAUCCAGUCCCUGGUCCACGCUUGUCAGUGUCGCAACGCCAACUGCUCUCUGCCGUCCUGCCAGAAGAUGAAGCGAGUGGUGCAGCACACCAAGGGCUGCAAGCGCAAAACCAACGGUGGCUGCCCCGUAUGCAAGCAACUUAUCGCUUUGUGCUGUUACCAUGCCAAGCACUGUCAGGAGAACAAGUGUCCUGUCCCGUUCUGCCUGAACAUCAAGCACAAGCUACGCCAGCAGCAGCUGCAGCACAGGCUCCAGCAGGCCCAGCUGAUGAGGAGAAGAAUGGCCACCAUGCAAGGCAGAACCAUGCCACUACCGUCCCCACCGGCCACAGCUGCUCCCAGCACUCCCACCUCCCAUGCCCAGCCCAACACUCCUCAGCCACCCCAACAGCCGCUCGGCAACCAGCCGCAGACCCCCAACGCAGCGGGCGUCAUGUCUCCCUCUUUUCCCAACAAUGGCCAGCCUCAAACACCUGUGUCCCAGGGCAAACAUGGGCCCCAGGCUUCCCCUCUACACCAACAGCAGUCCCCUCUCCCCCAGCCAGCCCAGCCGCCUCAGCAGCUACAGCAGCAGCCCCCCCUCGCUGCAGUCAAGAUGGCACGGCACAUCGAGAUGAUGGCACAGGCCCAGCAGAACCAGCAGAACUACCGGGUCAACAUGAACGGCUUACCCAUGAGCCCCCAGCAGCAGCCGCAGCAGCGUAUGACCGGACCAAUGCAGCCACAAAUGCAGAUGGUGCCAGGGCCAAGGGGGCCGCAGGUCAUGCAGCCGGGCUUGCCUCCAGGUCAGUGGCCCGGAGCCGUGAGGCCAAUACAGCCGGCUCAGACUCAACAACCGGGCCUUGUCCCGGGCCAGACCCCACAGCAGGCCAUGACAAUGCAGCGAGCCCUGAUGGCCCCAGGGCAGCAGCCGCAGCAGGGCCAGAGGAUGCUGAUUCCACAGCAGCCUGGUGCCCGGCUACAAACACCCCAGAGACCCGGUGCUAUUGCGCCCAACGCCUUGCAGGACCUUCUCCGCACACUCAAGUCUCCCAGCUCGCCGCAGCAGCAGCAGCAAGUUUUAAACAUCCUCAAGUCAAACCCUCAGCUAAUGGCUGCUUUCAUCAAACAGCGAACAGCCAAGUACCAUGCCAACCAGCCGCAGCAAGCAGGUCAGCAACAGCAGCCCGGCAUGCCAACAAUGCAGCCCAUGGCCAUGCCUGGAGGAGCGGUGCAGAGGCCGGGGAUGCCCCCACAGCAGCCUCCUGCGCAGGGCAUGGCUGCAUUAGGGGCUCAAGGGCAGCUAAUAAACGCAGCACACACCAACCCCCAGAUCCAGGAGCUUUACCGUCGGCAGCUCUUAAGGCAGCAGCAGCAGCAGCAGCAGCAACAACAACAACAACAACAACAACAACAACAACAACAGCAACAACAACAGGGAGUGAUGCCUCAAGGCCAUCCUGGCCAGUUCCCUGCUCAGGCUCAGGGUACAGCAGCUUCGUACUCCCAGCUUCGUAUGCAGCAGCAGCUAGCCAUGCAGGCGGGUGCAGGAGCAGCUGGGGCACCUUUGGGCCAGCUCCCACCCAUGGCUCAGAUGGCACAGCCCGGCAUGGUUAUGGACUCCACCAAGAACUUGCUGCAUCAGCGAAUGCUCCAGCAGCAACUUCCCCAGCAGCAGCAGGCCAUCCUCAAGCAGCAGAUGAGCUCUCCAGCCCAGCCCAGCCCCAUGAGCCCUCAGACCCACCUGCUGGCCGGCCAGCCCCAGGGCGGAGCCCACCUACCCGGCCAGCCCACACUAGCCAAUGCCCUCAACAUCCAGGUCCGCUCCCCCGCGCCAGUCCAGUCCCCCUGUCCGCCCUCGCAACAGCAGCCCCAGCAGCAGCGGCCACAUUCCAGUCCCUCGCCGCAGGUCCAGAUCCAGCCCCAGCCCUCGCCGCAGCAUCCACACACGGGUUCCCCCCGCCCGGUACUCGGGGGCCCGCUGUCAGGGUCCAUGGAGCAGGGACACUUGGGGACACCAGAACAAAGCGCCAUGCUACCGCAGCUUAACACGCCCAACAGGGUGGGACUGAACAGUGACUUGGGGAUGGUGGGAGACGCUACAGGGGACACUCUGGAGAAGUUUGUGGAGGGAUUGUAGCAUUUCUGCUUGGAACUAAAGUACACAAUCUCUCUCCCAGGGACCCACCCUCACACUUUGUCCCGUCAGAGGGCUUCGUUUGUUCUUUCUAAGGUUGAGAACGUUUUUUUUGUACUGACGUGUAUAAAGUUUCAACUGUUGUAAAAAGGAAAAAAAGAAAAUUUGGUCGAGAGGGGAAAAAAAUAAGAGUCAACACUUUGAGGGAAUGUAAUUGUUUCCUAAAAGGUCAUUAAGUGAGAUUUAAACCACAAAGAAUAUAUUUUUUGGUUGAGACCAAAUGUGUUCAAUACUCAAUUUAUUUUUGGUUUGUUUUUGGUAUGGUUACAUGCCUUUCUCGUUUCUUUUUUCUUUUUUAAAGAAAAUGUACAAUUGCAUUAUAUUAUUCAUAUCUUUUUAUUUUGUACCUUUGGAAAAGAAACUUCAAGCAUCGUUGUGUUGAAACUGUAAAAUAAUGUGUCUGGGAAUUGGGCCAGGUUUUCGUUCUCUUUUCAAGCUGUCAUUCCUGGCAAUUGUAAUCUAGUGUUGUACCAUUUACUCCGAGACGGUGCGUUCAGGGACCGCUCCCCUCCUUCUUUGUGUGUAUGAAGAGCACUCGGUUGUAUUGAAAUAGGAAAAUGGGACUGCGGCAGUUGUUUAUUCACGGGCACGUAUACGGGCGCACAUGACGACACUGACACAAACUCUCACAGUCACUAAAAUAACUACAGCUCCGACUGGUUUCACAAACGCAGACGACAAGAAGUGCAACACACAUCUCAAAAAUCUGUCCUGCAGCUGUAGGACAUUGUUGCUUUGACAUUAAAAUGAUUUUGUCAUACGUUUUGUCAUACAAAUGUUGUAAAGUGUAAAAAGAGACCCUCCUCCUAAGCUGAGGUGGAACGCUCACCGCUUGUUUGUCGGCCACAUCUCUGAUGACGCUUCAUCCUCUCGACUUUACACUAAGCUAUGUGCUUUCUAUGGAUGAAGGGCCAAUUUGAGAUUCACCCUGAGGAAAAUGAAAUGUUAUCAACCCUCAUUCCUCUCUCACAGAAACUUGAAUUGGGGGGAUUUACUUUUUCUCCUAUUGUAAAUCAAGUUAUUAAGCAAAAUACUAUAAAUAUAAGGAAGAGAAAAUGAAAACACUGUAUAAACCGGUUAAAAAGACUCAUUUCUUACUUAUAUACCAUAUUGUUAAAUAAACUCUGUGCAGCAGAAGAACUCCAUUA
This is a messenger RNA of Anarrhichthys ocellatus (wolf-eel), 9312 nucleotides long. RefSeq names its product CREB binding lysine acetyltransferase a (gene crebbpa). The coding region runs from base 980 to 8107 and encodes 2375 amino acids. Gene Ontology annotation, biological process: positive regulation of transcription by RNA polymerase II. The transcript has 30 exons. Gene Ontology annotation, cellular component: histone acetyltransferase complex; nucleus; transcription regulator complex. The record is from RefSeq and is a predicted model, not a curated record. Lineage: Eukaryota; Metazoa; Chordata; Actinopteri; Perciformes; Anarhichadidae. Gene Ontology annotation, molecular function: chromatin DNA binding; zinc ion binding; transcription coactivator activity.